Molecule: messenger RNA, 1748 nt
Organism: Lineus longissimus
Lineage: Eukaryota; Metazoa; Nemertea; Pilidiophora; Heteronemertea; Lineidae
Product: telomeric repeat-binding factor 2-like
Exons: 10
Coding region: 1-1425 (474 amino acids)
Biological process (GO): protection from non-homologous end joining at telomere
Cellular component (GO): nucleus; chromosome, telomeric region
Molecular function (GO): telomeric repeat DNA binding
Source: RefSeq, a predicted model, not a curated record
AUGGCGGUCGGUCCAAGUUCAAAUUCUGAAGAGUCCGAAAAUGAAAUUAAUUCGGCGAUUCGACGGCAAUGUAAUCGAUGGAUGCAUGAGUAUAUGGCAUUUUCUGCUUGGGAAACAUUCAUAGAACACGACACCGUCGAAACAAGCACAAAAAAUAUCAUAUGGGGUUUGCACCAGGGUGACUUGUUGGACCAAGAACUUAUCCAUGGUCAAGUUCAGCUUUUAACUCUCAUCUGCACUAUCUCCACUAAUACUGAUGGAUGGGAAAGAUGGAUAGAAGAAGAGGGUGUCCUACCCUUGGAAAAAAGUGCGGACAUAGUUCGUGAGCUUGUUGAGGAAUAUUCUGUUCUCGCUGAGGACAAUGCAGAAGUGGCAAGGGAAACUGAAAUUCAGGCUGUGCUGGAGUGUUGUCGGGUGCGUCAGUUCAGACUGGCACGAGAUGUUCUUACACGAAUUUGGAAACGUGGACGGGGAGACAUGGAAAAGGACACUUACCGCCGUCUUAUGUCUAUUGUCGAGAACAGGAGCAUGAAAGAUCAAUUUGUGGGAGAGCAUUUGUAUGACAACUAUCUGAUGCAAGUGAAACAACACCUUGGCAAGGCAUUCGCUUCAAUGGAUCAACCUUGGCUUAAGAUCAGUGCAGAGUGUUGUCUGCGGAGGUUGGCAGCACCAGCGGAAAGACAACCGAAGUCUCCCGAGAAGCCAAAUGAACAUGGUAGUGACUCCUGGCCAAGAAAAGGAAGGAUUCCUGCACGAUUCAUCAAGCCAAAUAAUUUACACAUUGCUAGCCAAGAUGUGGAAAAUAUUCGAGAGUUUGUUCGAGGGAACAAGGAUGGCGCAGAUGUCGGAGCAGCAAAAUCAAAUGUGACAGUUGUUCAGAGAGAAAUGAGGAACCGUAUUAACCGUAAAAAAGCCAGCACACGAAAAAAGUCAGCAAGUCGAAAGCAGACAACCAGGAGGCAAAACUCUAACAAUAACAACAAAAAUAUUAUUCAGGAACUAGACAAAGCAAUUAAUAGAUUGGACUGCAUGAAGCAGCAGCGCCUUGACUCAGAGAUGGCCUUCAUAAAGGAGCGUCUUCCUACCGGAGCGCAGAGCCAGACUGGGCACAUUUUGUUAGAUGUGGAGGAUGAAAGUGGCGAGUCUGACGGGCCUCCUUCUAAACGAAUCAAACCUCUACCUGAAAUGCCAAAACAGAACCUCAAGAAUCUUCAGAUCCAACUUAGUCCUCGGCAACCAAGGGUGAGGCUACGGAGAAAGGGUUUUUGGACCGAAGAAGAGACAGACAAACUUCGCAAAGGCGUGGAAACUCUUGGCGUAGGACACUGGGCAGAAAUAAAGGAAAUGUACAAGUUGCAUAAUCGAACGUCGGUUAACUUAAAAGAUCGAUGGCGCAACAUUUGCAAUGUGCAGAAACAACAAUAAUGAAAAUGAUGUUAUUGCGAGUUUGCAGUUUUUGUGAUCUGUGCACUCCUGUAUGUGUUUUUCUGUGUUAGGAUUUCGGAUUAAGGCUUUUUAGUCUUAUUGGAAUACAACCUGUUGGUUGAAUGCUCUGGCAAAAAAACCAUGAACACUUUCAACUUUUUUUCAUCAUAGAGAGACUAAUGCUGAAGUUACAACGAAAUACGAAAAAAAAAUUUCUUGUCAAUGGUUGGAGAAGAUUUGGAAAAUAAUUGUGGGGUUUGCUGUAAAGAGGAAUGAUGCAUUGUUAUUUUGUAAUGAGCCAAGAUUGCAUUAAAUUUUAUAAA